AUGGCCGUUCAACCAGUCGAUUCGGCGGGCGCGAAGAGGGCAAUGUAUCUGCUCAUGGGGAUCCCAGACCGGUUCAAUGAGUUCUGCCAUAUGGAUCAAAUCACAUUCGUUCAGCUGGCGGACUGGAUCCUGAACAACGUCGAGUCGCAACUGGCCGCCAACGUCAGCAUCGAAGAGAGCCUGUUCGUGUUCCUAGAUAUUGUUGCGCAGGGGAACAGCUUCAGCAGCGCGGCGUACGGUUGGGAUCACGAUGUCCAGCUCAUACAAGGCAUCUUCCUCAAUGUCCUCAAUGCUCUCACAGUCCUCCGCGAAAGCAGGGAGAUCUCGUCAGAAUGCCCGACCCUGAACGCAACCAAGAGCCGCUGGCGGAUCGCAAAGAUGUGGCGGCCGGGCCGAUCGAGAACGGACGGCCUCGUCAAGGUUGGCAACGAUGGCAUGUCCGGCGACGGGCUUGAAGUGGACCAAGAAGCGCUUAAGCAGGCUUUGCUGGCGGUCAACAACUUCAUGCACGAGCGUGAAGAGUACGAGGAUCUUGAAUGA
Molecule: messenger RNA, 540 nt
Organism: Didymella exigua CBS 183.55
Lineage: Eukaryota; Fungi; Ascomycota; Dothideomycetes; Pleosporales; Didymellaceae
Exons: 2
Coding region: 1-540 (179 amino acids)
Source: RefSeq, a predicted model, not a curated record